GCUACAGAAAGGACAACAUAAUAUACACGCGUGGACGAGAAAAUUUUUUCAUAUACGGACUAUUCAUAUGCGAAAAAAAUUCACGAACAGGCGCGGACAAGUACGGACAGAGAAAAAAACUCACGGACAGGCACGGACAAGCAUCCUCAGUAGGGUUAUGGAUACGGGCAAAAAAAUAUUGCCUGUGCAGACCUCUGGUGCGCAAGCCUGUCAGAUCCCGCAUCCCUGCCAAGAAAAUGCCGGAUGGAUGCAUGUCCUGCCAUUUUCGGCAUCCGUACGCAUCCCUGGAGAAAAAUGUCGGACAGAUACCAAAAAAAUGCGCACCACUGCCAUAUUAAGUAUUUAUGCACUCUGCUUGAAAAGAUUCUGAUUAGAUGCGCAUUCCAAUAGAAGAGUGCCUAGAAAAGGCUGCAAAAAGCUUAUUUUACAUCGUCGGGAUACUGUAUCGCAACGAAUUCUAUUGCUCCAGGAUGUUGUGCGGAUGCCACAUCACAAUGGAAUCGAUGAGUUAUACUAAUGGAUUCCAUUAUGAUGCGGUAUUAGUAGCGCAUCCAAUACUGUGUUCUCGAUCUCAUCUUCGAAUUUUUUCUUAUAGGGGAUGUAUACUGAAGACUAUUUUUAUAGUAGCUUUGUGGAUAAACCAGAAUUGAAUGGAGAACAUUUUACAGAUGGAUGGCCACAUUUGAAGAAUUUUAACGAUGGCGUGAUGGAUAAAUUCGAUCUUUUAUUACGUCAGAAAUUGACUAAUAAAUUACAGUGUAACGAGAAAAUUAUGCUAAGCGUAGCCAGAGAGAAAUAUUUGAAAGCAUUGGAAAUGGGAUGUUUAAAUGACAAUAUUGUACUUGAAUGUAAAUUAAAAGUCACAGUUGACGAUAAACGAAAAGUUAUGGGUGGCCUAUGUGCAAUGGCAUUUGCUGAUCGUGAAUCAGUAAUAAAAAUAGCACAAAAUAAUCAUUUAUAUAUUAUUGAACAAUGUGGUGCACCGAGAAUAAUACAUGCGCCAAUGACAAAAGACGCAUAA
Messenger RNA from Didymodactylos carnosus, 1021 nucleotides. Lineage: Eukaryota; Metazoa; Rotifera; Eurotatoria; Philodinida; Philodinidae. The record is from the annotation of a GenBank genome assembly.